UUGAGCAGGUUUCAUGGCUGUCAGUACUCGAGGACCUUGAGCACAUGAAAAUAAAAUCAAAACAGCACGUGUGAUUGUAGAAUUCCAGAACUGAACAGGACAUGGCGAAACGGAUAAUAUAUCCUUUAUACCAGCUCGGUAACCCACAGCUGAGAAUAUUCCGGCCCACCUUCAACCUGACCCUGGUCAGACCUGGCAAAGAACAGCCACCUGAUACAGUACAGUUUCGCAUUCCUAUGGAAAUGACCAAGUUUGAUGUCAGAAAUUAUCUAGAGAAGAUCUACAGCGUUCCUGUCGCAGCUGUACGCACAAGGAUCCAAUACUGUACAAACAAGAAACGAAACCACUUAAACCAGCGAGUGAAGAGGCCAGAUUACAAAGUGGCAUACGUUCAACUGGCUCAGCAGCAAACCUUCCAGUUCCCAGAUAUCUUUCCUGAGAAGGAUAGGAAGCACGAGGAGGGCUCUGUUGAGGAGAUGCAGGAGAAGUUCAUGGAGGACGAGCGUCAGAGGCAGAAACCUGAUCUCAGAAGAGGAGGAGUUACUGAAUGGUUUGGCCUCUAGAUAGACAAGUGUUGAAUGAAGAAUGACUUCAGAGAGGCAACAGCUGAAUGAAGAAUGUGGUGUAUUGUAGAUUAUGUAUUUGUGCAGGAAGAGUCAUUUACAGUGAUCUGACCAGUGUCCAUAGAGGGCCGUUUGCAGUGAUCUGAUCUGACUCGAUGGAAAGACAGAUUGCCUGAGAGAAGGCUUGGAAAUCCAUUACUCCAAUAGAAUCUUGUGUUCUUUCAAAGUCUGUAUGUGUACACGGUAUGUCUACACAGCAUAUGAUCCCUCCUAAGCUUCUGCCAUGUCGUGAAAGUCUUUCAGGUUAUGUUCUCCUCCCACAGGUCUCAGAAAUUUAAACAAGUCUUCCUUGGAAAGUUCUUGAGCAUACAUGUUUGCUUUUCUUUAAAGUUCCUCCAAAAUGUUUUCCUUUUCCCCUUGCGGAUCUUCAAGAUAGUUCAUGAAAUGCUUGCGGUAAAUUGUCAAUCUAAUGAAGUGUCUCUCCAGUUUUCACGUGAAAUCAUACUCUUGUUGUUCCUGAAAGCUUUUUUUUU
Molecule: messenger RNA, 1096 nt
Organism: Sinocyclocheilus grahami
Lineage: Eukaryota; Metazoa; Chordata; Actinopteri; Cypriniformes; Cyprinidae
Gene: mrpl23
Product: mitochondrial ribosomal protein L23
Exons: 5
Coding region: 102-563 (153 amino acids)
Biological process (GO): mitochondrial translation
Cellular component (GO): mitochondrial large ribosomal subunit; ribosome
Molecular function (GO): structural constituent of ribosome
Source: RefSeq, a predicted model, not a curated record